AGCAUUAAAUGAAAUUAGACUUGUCCUCUACACUCCAAGUCUCCAAUCAGUGCACUCAAGUCAAUCUAGCUAGAAGCCCUAAAAAUAAAAACCCACGUUAGGGGCAAAACCGUCAUAAAAAAUAAUCUGACUUUCUAUAUAUAAAAAGCCACUCCGACUCACUGCAACUUCAAGUUGCGAAGCCUGACAUCACACAACCACACCGCCACACCGCUUCCCUUCUUCCUUCAUCACUUUCUACUUAUCAACUCUCAGAGACAAAAACACAAACACUUGACAAACAUUUUAUAGAGAGAGAAAAAAGAAAGUUUCCAACCUUUCAGAAAAUGGAAACAGCCAUACGCCUUCACUUAACAGUCGUCGCCGUCAUACUCUUCGCCGUUACUUUUGCCUCCGUCAGGGCCUGUCCGCCAUCGGACCUGGCCGCCCUUCUCGCAAUCAAAGCGGCGCUCCACGAGCCGCAUUUCGGGAUUUUCAACUCCUGGACCGGCACCGACUGCUGCCACAACUGGCACGGCGUCAGCUGCGACCCGGAGACCGGUCGAGUCGCCGACAUAAACCUCCGGGGCGAGGCCGAAGACCCGAUUUACGAGAAGAAUCACCGAACCGGGUACAUGACCGGGACCAUCUCUCCCGCCAUCUGCCGCCUGACCCGGCUCUCCAGCCUCACCAUCGCCGAUUGGAAGGGAAUCACCGGCGAGAUUCCGAAAUGUAUCACGACGCUGCCGUUCCUCCGAAUCUUCGACCUCAUGGGAAACAAAAUAUCAGGCCAGAUUCCGGCAGGUAUCGGCCGGCUACACCGGCUCACAGUCCUCAACUUCGCCGACAACCUCAUCUCCGGCCCUAUCCCGACCUCACUCACUAACCUCUCCAGCCUCAUGCACCUCGACCUCCGAAACAACAAAAUUUCGGGGGAGCUGCCCCGAGAUUUCGGCCGACUCGGCAUGCUGAGCCGGGCCUUGCUGAGCAGAAACCUCAUAGGCGGUACAAUCCCGAGUUCGAUUGCUCAAAUUUACCGCCUCGCGGAUCUGGAUCUUUCCUUGAAUCAGAUUUCAGGUCCGAUCCCCCCUACAAUCGGCAAAAUGGCGGUUCUCGCGACGCUAAAUCUUGAUUCCAACAAAAUAUCAGGUCGCAUACCGCCGAGUUUGCUUGUCUCGGGCAUUAGCAACUUGAAUUUGAGCAAGAACUUUCUCGAUGGUAUUAUACCGGAUGUGUUUGGGCCGAGUUCUUACUUCACCGUGAUCGAUUUAUCGUUCAACAAAUUGAGGGGCAAUAUCCCGAAAUCUAUAAUUUCGGCUUCGUAUAUCGGGCACUUGGAUUUGAGCCAUAACCACUUGUGUGGGAGAAUUCCGGCUGGGUCGCCGUUCGAUCACCUCGAACCGUCGUCAUUUACUUACAACGAUUGUCUUUGCGGAAAGCCACUAAAAACCUGCUAAUGAAGAUUAGAUUGUGUAAGGUGUUUGUAUUAUUGUAAGAGAGAGAGAGAGAGAGAGAGAGUUAAUUAAUUGUGUGUUUACCGCUUAAUUACGUUCAUUAUAUUGAAUCAAUCUUAAACAUUAUUAUUAUUAUGAUGAAAA
Molecule: messenger RNA, 1577 nt
Organism: Prunus persica (peach)
Lineage: Eukaryota; Viridiplantae; Streptophyta; Magnoliopsida; Rosales; Rosaceae
Product: DNA damage-repair/toleration protein DRT100
Exons: 1
Coding region: 327-1436 (369 amino acids)
Molecular function (GO): protein binding
Source: RefSeq, a predicted model, not a curated record